Molecule: messenger RNA, 2610 nt
Organism: Australozyma saopauloensis
Lineage: Eukaryota; Fungi; Ascomycota; Pichiomycetes; Serinales; Metschnikowiaceae
Product: Zn(II)2Cys6 transcription factor
Exons: 1
Coding region: 1-2610 (869 amino acids)
Biological process (GO): regulation of DNA-templated transcription; DNA-templated transcription
Molecular function (GO): DNA binding; DNA-binding transcription factor activity, RNA polymerase II-specific; zinc ion binding
Source: RefSeq, a predicted model, not a curated record
AUGAGCGCCCUGUCGCUGCCUCCAACUACAAACGCUUCGGCUAAGAAAGAUGAUGCAAAGGACAAGAAGAAGGUUUCGUGUGUCCACUGCCGUCGUAUCAAACGUAAGUGUGGCGGUGGCCAGCCAUGCAAGAAUUGCGUGAAGAAAAACGUUCCCUGUGAGUAUAGUCAGAUGGACCGUAGAACACAAAGAUACUCCAUCGGAUACAUCAAGAGCUUGGAAACCAACAACGAGGUAUAUGAAAGCACCCUUUCCAACUUGGUGCUGCUUCGUAAUGACCCUGACGAACUCAUAGCCAAAUUGGAGGCUUUGACUACAUCGUUUCCUCCCUCCGAGCGCUUAGGAGACAUUGCCUCCGAUUUGGACGAGGAAAUACGGCCUCCCAACUCUGAUGACGAAGGAACUGUCAGCCCGCUGCCCGCCGAGCCCUACCAGUACUUCGGUCCAGGUAGCAUCUACCACUACUCGCAGUUUCUGCGUCCAGACAAAGAACCCAUCAUAAAUACCAGAAAUUCACCUGAAAAUAGGACCAGCGCCGUCACAUUGCAAGACGACUGGGACUACGUGGCCGGCUUGGUACAUGGCUACUUCGAGCAGCAAACGCCCGAUUUGUUCAAAUACUUGUUUGACCGGGACCUCAUCUUAGCAGCUCUCGACGCCCACGACCUUUCCGGCCCAUACUUGGACGAACUGCUCAUCUACGCCAUUUGUUGUAACUGUGAAGCUCUCACCUAUGCCCAGGCGGAUGCAUACUGCUCCUUGGUGCUUGACCUGAUGUUCACAAACACUGCCAAGUCCUGCGUCGCCGUCUCGCAAUGCUACACAAUGCUUGCCGUUCAUACUCUUAGUAAGGGUCAGAUGCUGAAGGGCUGGCUUCUUGCCGGACUUGGUAUCCGUGCUGGACUUGAAGUCGGAUUCGAUAUUGAGAAAGAUGCCGAUCUGCCGCUGGCUACGAAUAGAUGUUUUAUGGCCACCGUUUUGAUCGACACAUAUAUUUGCAUGUCCCUCGGCCGUAAGCCCACAAUCCUGCCAAAUUUCCUUCCUGUCCUUCGCCUCCCCUCUGAGAACGACACUGACUACUACACUUUGAAGUAUUGUGUUGAGUUGGUGCAAAUGACCUCCCCUAUGCUUCAAGCAACAUACAAACCUGUUCUUUACGAUGAAGACCCACGAGUCAAUUACUUGCUCAAGUUCAACCGCUCUAAGGCUUUCAAUGUCAAGUUGUUGAAAUGGAAACUGUCUCUUGAGCCAUGCUGCACCUGGCAAUACUCCCUGAUGAAAGCGUCGACAGAUUUGGUUAACGAGAAUCACACGCUCAAGUAUUUCUACUACUAUUUGCUUUUGUUCUUGAACAAGCCUUUCUUGCAUGUUCCUAAGCAGCACCUGACUGUGUACAUUUUCGAAGAGAUUGCAAAGGAGAUGCUUUUGAUUGUAGUCCAAAAGCUACAGAAAUUGGGAGAGGCCGGCUUCGAAAUUCCAGAUGCUGGUGACGUGGCACACAUAUCCAACAUGUCACUGUACUCUGAACACGAUAUGUAUAAUGGCGCCAACAUGGACUUGUGUGUAUUAACGCUUUUGUGCCAUGUUCUUGUUACUCUUAUCACAACACAGCCAGAGGAAUAUUUGUACUUGGAACGCCAUUUCAAGAUCUUUGCAAGAUACUUGCAGUUGAAGUGUCCUCGUAAGUAUAAGGCUAACAAUAAUCCUAUCUCACGCUUGCAUGGAAUUCUAGCAUCUUUCAAAAAGGAGAUGAAACGCGAUGCUCUCUCUAAACUCGAGAACUCUUCAUCCAGCAGCCAGCUGCACUCGUCUCCCGCAACAUCCGAGGAAUACUCACACAAGCAGGGCGGUAGCCCAGGCCGAGACACGGACGGACAGAAACAGAGAUCAGACAAUAAUAGAGCUCCUAUGUUAACAAAGACUCACAAAGCAACAGCGCCUCCAGAAAUUCAGGAAAUGCAAUUUGUCAACACAGAGCCUACGAAUGAUCCACAACAAGGACAACCCUCUGUAGGAACAAAUAGACUGGCUUCAGGAUAUAUGGCCAAUCAAAGCAAUCAGUACGAUCCAUUGUCAUUGCACCAGCAGAUCAACAUGUUUAACAUGUAUCAGGAUCAAUUCUCUGGGCAAAUCAAUUCCAAUCUUGGACAACCAGCCGCUCAAGCUGCCGCUCAAACCGCUCUUGCAACAGGAGUUUUGAAUGUACAAGGUAAUGGACAGCAAGGUCUGCCUGUCCAGAUGGGCCAGAUGGGUGCCCUUCCUCAGAUGAAUCACCUCAUGAACCAACAAUUGAACCAAAUGAAUCAAGUGCCACAACAUUUCAAUCCCCACAUGAAUGGUAUCGGCCAAACUGGAGUCAACCAAGAAUGGAAUCCUGCCUCUCAUUUUGCGAUGGGACCAACUGGUGCCCAGCUCAACGCUGCCGACUCAGACCAAUUUGGAAUCGACUACAGAAUGCCAGCGGCUAUCGACGGCACCAACUUCACAUAUGGUCACAGUGUUCUUGACACUCCAUACCAUAAGAUGGUUGGAACGAUGUUCAGCAAUGGCGGCGACGAGUUUAUGUUGGAGAAAGAACGUGUGAACUGGGAUGGUUUGUUCACCACAUAA